GACUAUUAAAAAAAUUUCGGAAGAAUAUGCAAUGAAAAUAAUUAAUAAAUUCUGUUUUAUGUCACUGAUCCCAUGCUACGGCCGACAUUCAUGUUCACGUGACUGUUUGCAGCUAAAUAUAUCGAGAAUUACCGUGCUCUCCCAAAUUUCUUUCCCGUUCAAGCAUCAACGCGUGAAAAACCAACUGAUGAGGCGAGAUGGUGGUGAAAUUCAGUGAUUUGUUAUUCUUGGUGCUUGUUCCGUUUGUAUUUGGUGCCCGCAAAAAAAUAACUAUUGGCGGACUCUUCCACGAAGAUGACGUGAGUAGAAGGGCAUUCACUGCUUCUACACAAAAUGUUAACGCAAUGCGUCACACUUUAACUGACGAAUUAGCGAAUAUAUUUUUCGUGGCAGACACUCCAUCAUUGAGUGACGAUACAUUUGAAGUUUCCCAAACGGUUUGUUCUUUGGUCCAUGACGGCAUUGCUGCUAUCAUCGGUCCACACGACAAGUCGGCGUCAGCUCAUGUUCAAAGUAUGUGUGAUACAAUGGACAUGCCGAACAUCAUUACUCGGUGGGAUUCCGAUUCACUGAGAAUGAAGGCAGUCAAUUUAUAUCCACACGCAACCACUCUCUCCCAGAUAUUUCCAGAUCUAGUCAUGGAAUUCAAGUGGAAAUCCUUCACUAUCAUUUACGACAACACAGAUGGCUUAAUCCGCAUGAAUAAACUAUUAGAGAGAUGGGAUCCAAAGGGAUAUCCCGUGACUCUGCGCCACUUGGGAAAGGGGCCUAAUUACAGAAGUAUUCUCAAGAAAGUCAAGAAUUCGGGGGAAAAGAAUAUCGUCAUCGAUUGUGCAUUCGAUAUUUUGGAACAAGUCCUCCUCCAGUCACAACAAGUUGGGUUAUUGUCAGAAAGGCACAAAAUAUUGGUCAGCUCAUUGGAUCUACAAGUUUUGGAUCUCGAGCCAUUCCAGUAUUCUGGCGCGAAUAUCACCGGCAUUCGCCUCGUAGAUCCACGCGAUGAUGAUUAUCAAAAUCGCUUCAGUGAAAUCCCAUAUAAAAUGGGUAUCGAGGAUCUCUCUAAAAUGCCACUGCACGCUGCUCUGGUGUACGAUGCAGUACAACUAUUCGCCAGAGCAUUCAAGCAGUUCGAGGAUGCCGCAGAGGGACACGUUAAAAGGUUGAAAUGCGAUGGAAUUGACAGCUGGGAGUAUGGUAGUACCUUGAGUAAUUUCAUGCGUUCUAUUGAAAUGAGGGGGCUGACAGGCCUUAUAAAAUUCCACACCAGCGGAUUUCGCAGUGAUUUCCGCAUUGAUAUCGUGAAAUUGAGCGAAAUAGGCUUGCACUCCAUUGGUACAUGGAAUAGUACAACUGGGAUUGAAUGGAAAAUGGAAUCUAAUGAUAGAGUUGUCGGGGCUGAGGAGGAUUUGGCAAAUAAAACUUUCACAAUUUUAAUUGCAUUGCUGGAUCCUUAUAACAUGCUGAAGGAGUCGGCAACAAUGAGAACAGGAAACGAUCGUUACGAGGGAUUCGCCAUUGACAUUAUUCAAGAAUUGAGUAAAAUGCUUCAUUUCAAUUACACACUCGUUGAACAAGUUGAUAAAGAAUAUGGAAGACCAGACGAUAAUGGAAGAUGGAGUGGAAUGCUUGGAAAAAUAAUGAGGGAGGAGGCUGACUUAGCAAUCACGGAUCUUACUAUUACAGCUGAGCGUGAAAAAGCUGUUGAUUUUACGAUGCCAUUCUUGAACCUUGGUAUCAGUAUCCUCUUUAGAAAACCAAGUAAAGCGCCACCCAGUUUAUUCUCAUUUCUGUCUCCAUUCGCAGCCGACGUAUGGUUGAAUCUGAUAGGGGCAUAUAUAUUCUCAUCCUUGCUACUUUUUCUGCUCGGAAGAAUGUGCCCUGCAGAAUGGAACAACCCCUAUCCAUGCAUUGAAGAGCCUACGGAACUGGAAAAUCAAUUUACCAUAAAAAAUUCUUUUUGGUUCACAAUCGGAAGUAUUAUGCAGCAAGGAUCUGAAAUCGCGCCAAUUGGUACUUCAACAAGAAUGCUCGCAAUUGCAUGGUGGUUUUUCUCUCUAAUUAUUGCCAACUCGUACACUGCCAACCUCGCGGCUUUUCUCGUGGUGGAGACCAACGUCAGGCCUAUAAAGUCUGCAGAGGACCUUGCAAAUCUUAAUGGCUACAUAAAAUAUGGAGCCAAGAUAAAUGGCGCUACGUAUAAUUUUUUCAAGGGCUCGAAUCAUUCAACUUAUGCAAAGAUGUACCAUUACAUGAGGGACAAUGAAAACGACGUUAUGAUGACUGAUAAUGACAAAGGCAGCGAACGUGUAGAGAAAGAAGAUGGUAAAUAUGCUUUCCUCAUGGAAUCUAGUUCGAUUGCAUACAUAUCCCAGAGACAGUGCAAUCUGACACAAAUUGGAGAUCCGUUGGAUAGCAAGGGAUAUGGCAUAGCAAUGCGGAAAGGUUUCAUUUAUCGGGAUAAAUUGAAUACAGCUGUACUGCAAAUGCAGGAAAGUGGGUUGUUAGCGCAAUUAAAGGAUAAGUGGUGGAAAGAAAAGAGGGGCGGAGGGAAAUGUACUGCGGAAUCCAGUUCCAGUGCGCCGGCGGAAUUGACAUUGGACAAUGUUGGUGGUGUGUUUUUGGUUUUGGUUGUCGGAAUUGCGGUAUCAUUCGUUCUUUCUGUAUUGGAGAUGUUAUAUGACGUAGUGUGCACAUCAUUACGCGAGAAAGUCCCAUUCAAACAGGAGUUCACAGAGGAACUGAAAUUCAUUAUGAAAUUCAAAGGAACUGUUAAGCCAGUCCGACGUAGAAAGUCGUCAUCUCACUCUACAAGAGAAACAAGUACGCGAGGAAGUACUCCUCCGUACAAUAUCAUGCCUUCGGUUAUCAUGACCACGCAUGGAGAAAAUGAUUCAUAAAUAUCUCAUUUAGAUCAUUAUUAGUCAUUCACCUGAAGCUUAUGUAAAAUUUGUGGACGAGAAAUAAAUUGAUGAGUAAAAAAUUACGGGUCGAACCAAUAGC
Diachasma alloeum is the source of this 3000-nucleotide messenger RNA. RefSeq names its product glutamate receptor ionotropic, kainate 2. Gene Ontology annotation, molecular function: glutamate-gated receptor activity; transmitter-gated monoatomic ion channel activity involved in regulation of postsynaptic membrane potential. Gene Ontology annotation, cellular component: postsynaptic membrane; plasma membrane. The transcript is spliced from 14 exons. Bases 198 to 2897 code for a protein of 899 amino acids. The record is from RefSeq and is a predicted model, not a curated record. Gene Ontology annotation, biological process: monoatomic ion transport; modulation of chemical synaptic transmission; synaptic transmission, glutamatergic. Lineage: Eukaryota; Metazoa; Arthropoda; Insecta; Hymenoptera; Braconidae.